GUACAUUCCGUUGUCGGUGGCCGCGGCGCUCGGGCGCCCACCAGUCGAACUCGCACUUGGCUGCGUCCCGGACUCGUCCAGCUGCAGGGUUUUCAGCGGAGGUAGCAUCCCACAAAGUCGGUCAAAAUGGAGGCCAUCAAGAAGAAGAUGCAGGCGAUGAAGCUGGAGAAGGACAACGCGAUGGAUCGCGCUGACCUUCUGGAACAGCAGGCCAAGGAUGCUAACCUCCGCGCCGAGAGGACCGAGGAGGAGCUUAGGGCCCUCCAGAAGAAGCUGCAGCAGACCGACAACGAGCUGGACACGGCGCAGGAGUCGCUCACCAAUGCCAACCACAAGCUGGAGGAGAAGGACAAGGCGCUGGCGACGGCUGAGGGCGAGGUCUCGGCUCUGGGACGCCGCAUCCAGCUGCUGGAGGAGGACCUGGAGCGCUCCGAGGAGCGGCUGGCCACCGCCACCACCAAGCUGGCUGAGGCGUCCCACUCCGCCGACGAGUCCGAGCGCGAGCGCAAGGCGCUGGAGAACCGGACCAACACGGAGGAGGACCGCGUCUCCAUCCUGGAGGCGCAGCUGGCGCAGGCCAAGCUGAUCGCCGAGGAGGCGGACAAGAAAUACGAGGAGGUGGCGCGCAAGGUGGUCAUGCUGGAGAAUGACCUGGAGCGGGCCGAGGAGCGGGCCGAGACAGGCGAGAGCAAGAUCGUGGAGCUGGAGGAGGAGCUGCGCGUGGUGGGCAACAACCUGAAGUCGCUCGAGGUCUCCGAGGAGAAGGCCAACCAGCGUGAGGAGGCGUAUAAGGAACAGAUCAAACAGCUCACGAACAGAAUGAAGCAGGCUGAGGCCCGCGCCGAGUUCGCCGAACGGUCGGUCCAGAAGCUGCAGAAGGAGGUCGACAGACUGGAAGACGAGCUGGUCAACGAGAAGGAGAAGUACAAGGGCAUCGCCGACGAGAUGGACACCGCCUUCGCCGAGCUGUCCGGCUACUAGAGCGCGCCGCGCGCCGCCGCCGGCGCCGAGCGCGGCCGGCGGGCACGGCCCGGGGUCGGGGCACGCGCCCUGCCGGCCGCCGGCCGCGGACCCCGCCCCCGCGCCUCCCCCUCCCUCCCUCCGGCGCAGCUACCGGCAGCAGUCACACCCUGUGAGCACCAGCGCCGCCGGCCCUUCACUCUUCUGUACGCCGCAUGCCCUUUCUGGCAGGUUUUGCUAUGUAUUUGUUAGGUUGCCCGGAGCAGAUGAUAUAUUAUUAUGUAUGGGUUCGAGUGGUGCUGAGGAGCGAGAUGUACGUCGCAUUUCGGCUAGAACGCGUCGAAGGAAACGGAAGUGAAGCACACUGCAGACUGUACACAGCUGUAUGACGUGACAAAAGAAUCUAACAAUUUUUAAGCC
Messenger RNA from Pollicipes pollicipes, 1380 nucleotides. Its product is annotated as tropomyosin. The record is from RefSeq and is a predicted model, not a curated record. The transcript is spliced from 11 exons. The coding region runs from base 127 to 981 and encodes 284 amino acids. Lineage: Eukaryota; Metazoa; Arthropoda; Thecostraca; Pollicipedomorpha; Pollicipedidae.